This is a messenger RNA of Mytilinidion resinicola, 4364 nucleotides long. RefSeq lists its product as uncharacterized. The transcript is spliced from 3 exons. Bases 1 to 4257 code for a protein of 1418 amino acids. NCBI's taxonomy places the organism in Eukaryota, Fungi, Ascomycota, Dothideomycetes, Mytilinidiales, Mytilinidiaceae. Gene Ontology annotation, molecular function: mRNA binding; helicase activity. The record is from RefSeq and is a predicted model, not a curated record. Gene Ontology annotation, biological process: mRNA splicing, via spliceosome. Gene Ontology annotation, cellular component: catalytic step 2 spliceosome.
AUGGAAGACAACAGCAACGUGUUCGCGAUACAUACACGACCCACCGUCGCAGAUCUGCACGGAGAGAACCAUUUUGCGCAGCUGGCGCGAAAGCACUGGCUAAACCCGUCAAAGCCAACGAAGAUCAACCAGAAGAUCGUCAAGGAAGAGCUAUGGGAUGAGCUAGAGAAGACCGACUUCGCUUUUGGAUCUCUCCUAGUCCUGGAGAACUUGCAAUUGCUAGAGAAGUACCUCUGGCCUGGAUACUCCGAGGACGCCUCGAACCACCAGAUCCUCUUGCUUGCGUUGAUGGUCAACGUGAAGCGAAGAGAGAACCUACCGUCCUGGGAUCACUUCAAUAGCAAGCCCUCCGAAUUCUCGUCCUUCUUCCGUCGAAUCCUCUCCAUGAGCAUCGACGAUUCGCUCCCCAUGAAGAUCCGUACACAACUCAUCUCUUUCAUCAUUGGCGCCUUCCAAUCCUUAGACAGCGGGCUGGUUAGAAAGGAAUGUGCCCCCCUAGUGUCCAUAUCGAUAUGGCAAAACCUACACAGCGAUACGGUCAGGGAUCGUUUGUUCGAGAAGAAUCCAGUGCUGAAGAAAGCAUGGAGGGCCAUGUCGAAACGCCUCGACUCUGCAGACGACGAUGUCAAGGCAAGAUUGCGGUUUGAACGGUCCUGGCUGUACACUCUGCUAUUGGACUUCCUAGACCGAAUAUACGGCGAAACGACUUCGGAUAAUGCUAGCUACUGUGAGCGCUUCGUCGAGCUCCUCACUGACCUCCAGAGCCAGCUUCCUACGAGGAGGUAUGUCAGCACAUUGCUGCAGGACUUGAAUCUACUCCCCGCGACUCGACUCUCCCCUAUGUAUACCGACGAGGACAAUGGGUUAUUCCGAGACCUAUACAUUCUCCUACGCCAUUUCACGUAUUUCCCAAUCAACGAUCAGACAGGACAACAUCAAACGGAUCUCGAAUACCACGAGGCGCAUUGCUUGAAACUAGCCAAGCUACAGCGGACAGCAUUCAAGCACUUCAAAUCGAAACUGACCAUCCUGGCCCUGUCGAAUUAUGGCUCCCUGAACCAGAGAGCUGACCUGGAAGGGCACUUGGAAGAGCUUACAGUUGAUGAGAUAGUUCAGCUGUGUGGUUUGUUAGGCUUCCGUACAGAGUACCCCAAAUCAUCGUCUCUUGUGCAGGACCGAGAUUUCUUCGCGGAACUGAUCAUUGAGGCGCACGAGAGGAGACCAACGUUUCAGGAGGCAGUGAGGAACAUGCCCAUCCUCCCAACGGAGCGUAUCUUAUACGAACCGACAUUUUUGCGGAACGAGUCAUACAACGGCUCGAGACCACUGGCCAUUCCGAAGUUGAAUCUUCAGUACCUCACAAUAGGCGAUUUCCUCUGGAGAUCGUUCAUCUUGCAUCGGUGCGAGUCCUUUUACGAAAUUAGAAAAGAUAUGGAAGAUGCCAUCAGACGAGUCCAGCCGAAAUCUGCUGGAACAGGCACUAAAUUUAACGGAUUCUCGCGCAUGGCUCUGCCAAUAUCGAAACCCGCUAUCAUUGAUGUUGCACCCGCCAAGGUUGGAGACGAGCACCCUGCUCAAGUAAAGGCUGAGAUCAUAUUGGAUGUGAGCCGCUUGAACUACGGUGUACGAAAGGACUGGGACUCUCUGCGCGCUGAUGAUGUUGUCUUUCUACUGGAUGUUCAUCCCGUGGAUGAAGACAUGCCAAUGAGGAAUGGGCAUCAACCUCAGCAUUCAGGGCAGAAGGCAGGGCUCCGACGAUUGAGGGCAGCAGAGGUCAUACAAGUCCAGGACGAAAAGGGUCGCCCGCUCCGUGAUCAUCAAAAUCAAGAUGGCGAAUCGUACCGACCACGACAACGGAGACUGCUCGUAAGACUAGACGCUGUCGCGUAUAAAGAAGACAUGGAUCGAGUUGCAACUGGCAAACCAAGCGUUUAUGAAAAUAUCAACCUCAUUGUUCGCCGCCGAGGACGCGAAAAUAACUUCAAGCCAAUUCUCGAAUCCAUCAAGCAACUCACAUUGUCCGAUAUACCGGCGCCGUCGUGGCUCCAAGAGGUAUUUCUGGGAUAUGGAGAUCCUACAUCAGCGACCUACAAGCGCCUCUCAAACCGCUUGCAUUCGAUAGAUUUCCGCGACACCUUCCUUGACUGGCAUCAUCUCAUUCAGAGCUUACCAGGCAAAUCAAUUGAGCCUCACGAGGAUGCAGAUUCUAGCUUUGGCCCUCCUUACGUAGUGGAAUUCCCAGCUGGGGAUGCAGAGCCAAUCCCAGUUAGGCCAUCCAAGAAACGACGACGAGAUCAAGUUGAGAUCACACAGCCACAGCCUGUACAUGAGUCUCUGCAAGUAUCUACAUACAAACCACCAAACACCGGGCCAUAUCCAACGGACGCACCAAGGUUGAACGCUGUUCGAUUUACCCCUACGCAAAUCGAGGCCAUAACCUCAGGUACCCAGCCUGGAUUGACGGUUGUGGUCGGCCCACCCGGUACCGGAAAGACGGAUGUUGCUACCCAGAUCAUAAACAACAUAUAUCACAACUUCCCAGACCAGCGGACUUUACUCAUAGCACAUAGCAAUCAAGCGCUCAAUCAGCUUUUCCAGAAGAUUGUGGCGCUCGACAUUGACGAACGCCACCUUCUUCGUCUCGGUCAUGGUGAGGAGGAACUUGAAACGGAAGCCAAUUACAGCAAAUAUGGCCGUGUGGAAUCUUUCUUGGAGAAUCGAGCACGCUUUUUGCAAGAGGUCGACCGCCUCGCGCAGAAUUUUGGCGCACCUGGGGCCCACGGAAGCUCCUGUGAGACUGCUGGGUAUUUCAAUUCAGUCUACGUGUUACCAGCAUGGACGAAGUAUUGGGACCUCGUGCAGUCUGACGACUUCACGAUCGAGCAGAUCAUCAACCAGUUUCCGUUCCAGAUGUAUUUCUCCACUGCUCCCCAGCCUCUAUUUGAACCGGAUUCAACGCGCGAAGAGAUCGUGGAUGUAGUCGAAGGCUGCUACCGACACGUCGAGAAGAUUUUCACCGAGCUAGAGGACAUUCGUCCUUUUGAGAUUCUAGGGAGGCCGCGGGACAAAGCUAAUUACCUGCUCGUCAAGGAAGCUCGAAUUGUUGCUAUGACAUCUACCCACGCCGCUAUGCGAAGACAAGAAAUUGCUAAUCUUGGCUUUCAUUACGACAAUGUCAUCAUGGAGGAAGCAGCACAGAUUACAGAGAUUGAGAACUUCAUACCUCUAGCUCUUCAGCACCCUAAAAACGGGGAGCUACCUCUACAGCGUGUCGUGCUUUGCGGAGACCACCUCCAGAACUCCCCCAUCAUCCAAAAUCUCGCCUUCCGACAAUAUGCCAACCUCGAGCAGAGCCUAUUCCUCCGACUUGUGCGCUUGGGUGUCCCUACCAUCAUGCUGGACCAGCAGGGCCGCGCCCGCCCCAGUAUUGCCGAGCUCUACAAAUGGCGCUACCAUCGUCUCGGAAAUCUCCCCAUCGUCGAAACAGCGCCCGAGUUCCAGACCGCAAACGCCGGCUUCCGCUACGACUACCAAUUCAUCAACGUGCCCGACUACAAAGGAAAAGGCGAAAUGGAACCAACGCCCCAUUUCAUCCAGAACCUCGGCGAGGCCGAAUACGCCGUCGCGUUGUUCAUGUACAUGCGGCUGCUGGGCUACCCGGCCUCCAAGAUCUCGAUACUAACUACGUAUGCCGGACAGCGCGCGCUGAUUCGGGACGUGUUAACACACCGCUGCGCGAAGAACAGGCUGUUUGGGAUGCCGAGGAUUGUCACGACGGUGGAUAAGUACCAGGGCGAGCAAAAUGAUUAUAUCAUCCUCUCCCUCACCCGCACCACCCGCGUCGGCUACCUCCGCGACAUCCGCCGCCUCACCGUCGCCCUCUCCCGCGCCCGUCUCGGCUUGUAUAUCCUCGGCCGCCGCGACGUCUUCGAGGCCUGCUUCGAGCUCAAGGAGGCGUUUGAUCGCUUGCUGCGCCGCGAGGACAAACUCUCGCUCGUCACUAACGAGAUGUAUCCCGCUACGCGCCUACUAAUCGGCAAAGCGGAGUGGACGGAGAUGGAGGGGGUGGAGCACCUCGGGCAGUACGUGUACGAGAUGACGCAGGCGAAGGUGGCGGCGCUGAAGCAGAAUGGGGGCGUGCUGCCACCGAUUGAGGAGGAGGUCAAGGCUGAGGAUGUGGACAUGGAGGAUGGGGAUGAGGGGUAUGUCAAGGAGGAGGAGCUGGAGUCGGAGGAGGAUGUGGAGGGCUUUCAGUAGGGCUGUCAAGUAGUUGGGUCAGGUCUCAGGGUCAUACGUGAAAAGGUGGCGUCGUGCUCGCGUACGUAGGAAUUGUACAAAAAAGAUACCAAGUUUGAAAUAUCAGG